This is a messenger RNA of Nerophis ophidion (straightnose pipefish), 3520 nucleotides long. RefSeq names its product F-box protein 7 (gene fbxo7). The transcript has 10 exons. The coding region runs from base 81 to 1529 and encodes 482 amino acids. The record is from RefSeq and is a predicted model, not a curated record. NCBI's taxonomy places the organism in Eukaryota, Metazoa, Chordata, Actinopteri, Syngnathiformes, Syngnathidae. Gene Ontology annotation, biological process: autophagy of mitochondrion; positive regulation of autophagy of mitochondrion. Gene Ontology annotation, molecular function: protein kinase binding.
AUCUUCCAUCCAUCCAUCAUUUUUUUUUACCGGUUAUUCCCAUUAAAAAGUAUAUCGACACUUUUAUUUUGUAAAUCCGGAUGUUGUUGGCGGAAGAAGAUACGACUCAAAAACGUCGUGCGUGUCGUCCUAUCGUCAGGAUGAAGCUUCGUGUUCGCAUCUACAAGCAGACCAACAAAGUGGACUUGUUUGGACCCGAGUCCACUAUUAAGGACCUGACGGAACACAUCCAGAACGUCCUGCUGCCCUCCCACGGCCUCAGCCAGGACGUGGUGUUCGGUCUUUCCCUGAGUGGCGCCGAGCUCCUAUCUGACACGAGUCAGACGCUGUCAUCUUGCGGCGUGGUCCCUGGAGACCUCAUCCGUGUGUUGCUUCCGGUCGCCGUGAACGCCUCCCUCGAGAACGGUGACGCAGCCUGGAUGCCCCUGGCCGAACCCACCGCCAUGACCUCCAGCGGGUCCUGUAGGCCUGCAACUCCUGACCCAUCAGAGCCAUCGGGCUCCUGUGGCCCCCGAGCGCCUCCUGUCCUCAGCUGGGAGCCGAUGCUGUGUGGCGAGGCCGGCGAAGGCCAAGCGCCGCGGUCUCUGGAACUGCUCUAUCACAACGCCUGUGUGACGAGUCCCAGCGACGCCAUCAUGGUGGCUGCCCACCUCUUGAUGCUGGAGACGGGUUUCACGCCGCAGGGCAGUGAGGUGAAGUCCGCUCAGAUGCCGUUUGAAUGGCGGUCGGAGGGUGGAGCCUACAGACUUCAGUACACGCACCCGCUGUGUGAAAGGGGCGUGGUCACCGUGGUGGCGGUGCGCAUGAGCCCUGUGCUCGUAAUCGAAGCCAUUCUGCAGGUGGCCGACAGCGCCAGCAUGGCAGCUAAGGUGUGCGUGGACCCCUCCAGCUAUGUGACGGAGGCGUGGCCAGGGGCAAGCGCAGCAGCCGCCUUUACGGCUCUGAGUCGACUGUCGCGAGUCUUCAAAGACCAGCUGGUGUACCCGCUGAUCGCCGCUACACGCGAAGCUUUGUCUCUGCCCGUGGCGUUCGGCUUGGCGGCGCUCCCUCCCGAGCUCCUCCUGCUGGUGCUGCGCCUGCUGGACGUGCGGUCGCUGGUGAGACUGUCGGCCGUCUGCAAGUACCUGCAAGCCUCCACCGACGACCCGGCGCUCUGGAGAAACCUUGUUCGACGCGACUUCAGCGAUCACAACUGGCAGGGAGAAACCAACUGGAAGGAGCUCUACAAAAGUUUCUACAAGUUCCGUCACAAACCAGGAUGUGUGGACCGGCCCUGCUCCCUCCCUCUCAUUCAUCGCCAAAUCUUCAGCCCUGUCCCCCCUCCAUACUCGCCACUGCCCGGCAUCAUCGGUGGCGUAUACGACCAGAGACCCGCCAUCCCCUACGGCGUGCUGCCCACACCUCGCUACGACCCGAUCGGUCCACCCCUCCAUGGCCCGCUGCACAGCGAGCGGCGGCGGCGACGCAGCGACCCCCGGCCACCGCCAGGAAGCGUGCGGCCCGCCGACGUCAGACGAGGCUUCAUCUGACCGAGCCUGGCCUUGUGUAACAGCGGCCGAUGGUUGUUUGCAAGACAGCAAACCAUGGCGGCUCCUCAACGUGACGAGAUGCUCAUAGCAACGCUUCACACAGCGGCGCCACGGCCGUGUGGUUGAUGGCGAGCUGCUGACAUCAUCUUGAUGAUCCCUUGCAUCGUCAGCAUGCUGACGUUAAAAAGCACUUUGUCAGCAAAUGUUGCUUCUUUUUUUUCAAGAAUGACAAUGCUUUGUGCCUUAUGUUAUUAAACUUUAAACAUUUCACUUGAAAUAGUUCAACUCAUCCUCAACCUAAUUCUGUAAGUUUACAUCUUGAUUUCAAUCACUUUAAUUUAUGAUGUCGGGUAAAAGUAAUAUAUCUUUGAAAACCAUUUAUUUGUUGGGCUGAAAGGUUGAUUUGGUAGAGCGGCCGUGCCAGCAACUUGAGAGUUCCAGGUUCGAGUCCCAAUUCCACCACAAUGGUCACAGCUUUUGUGCCCUUGGACAAAACACUUUACCCACCUGCUUCCAGUGCCACCCACAUUGGUUCCCACCUGCCUACAGUGUCACCCACACUGGUUCUCAUCUGACUCCAGAGUCACCCACACUGGUUCCCACACUGGGUGCCACCCACACUGGGUGCCACUUACUCCCAGUGCCAUCCACACGGGUUCCCACCUGCUCCCAGUGCUACCCACACUGCUUCCCACCUGCCUCCAGUUCCACCCACACUGCUUCCCACCUGCUCCCAUCGCCACCCACAAGGUUUCCCACCUGCUCCCAGUGCCACUUACACUGGUUCCCACCCGCCUCCAGGUCCACCCACAUUGGUUCCCAACAGCUCCUGGUGCCACCCACACGGGUUCCCACCUGCUUCCAAUGCCAGUGCGCCACCUGCUCCCAGUGCCACCCACACGGGUUCGCACCCGCUCCCAGUGCCACCCAUACAGGUUCCCACCUGCUUCCAAUGCCAGUGCGCCACCUGCUCCCAGUGCCACCCACACGGGUUCGCACCCGCUCCCAGUGCCACCGACAUGGGUUCCCACCCACUCCCAGUGCCACCCAUACAGGUUCCCACCUGCUUCCAAUGCCAGUGCGCCACCUGCUCCCAGUGCCACCCACACGGGUUCGCACCCGCUCCCAGUGCCACCGACAUGGGUUCCCACCCGCUCCCAGUGCCACCCAUACAGGUUCCCACCUGCUUCCAAUGCCAGUGCGCCACCUGCUCCCAGUGCCACACACACGGGUUCCUACCCGCCCCAAGUGCCAUACACACGGGUUCCCACCUGCUCCCAGUCCCACCCAUACAGGUUUCCACCUGCUUCCAAUGCCAGUGUGCCACCUGCUUCCAGUACCACACACACGGGUUCCUACCGGCCCCAAGUGCCACCCACACAGGUUCCACCUUCCCCCAGUGCCACCCACAUGGGUUCCCACCCGCUGACAGUGCCACACAUACAGGUCACCACCUGCUUCCAAUGCCUGUGUGCCACCUGCUCCCAGUGCCACACACGGGUUCCCACCUGCUCCCAGUACCACCCAUACAGGUUCCCACAUGCUUCCAAUGCCAGUGUGCCACCUGCUCCCAGUACCACACACACUGGUUCCUACACGCCCCCAGUGCCACCCACACUGGUUACCACCUUCCCCCAGUGCCACCCACACGGGUUCCCACCCGCUCCCAGUGCCACCCAUACAGGUUCCCACCUGCUUCCAAUGCCAGUGUGCCACCUUCUCCCAGUGCCACACACACGGGUUCCCACCCGCUUCCAGUUCCACCCACACGGAUUCCCACCCGCUUCCAGUGUCACCCACACGGGUUCCCACCCGCUCCUAGUGCCACCCAUACAGGUUCCCAACUGCUUCCAAUGCCAGGGUGCCACCCACACUUUAAAUGUCACUAAGAUAAUGGGUUUCAAUAUGUAAAGUGUUUUAAGUCACUAGAGAAAAGCGCUAUACAAAUAUAAUAAACUUCACUUUACAUGACGUGUAUGUACGUUUACAAA